Molecule: messenger RNA, 1343 nt
Organism: Phoenix dactylifera (date palm)
Lineage: Eukaryota; Viridiplantae; Streptophyta; Magnoliopsida; Arecales; Arecaceae
Biological process (GO): GPI anchor biosynthetic process
Cellular component (GO): endoplasmic reticulum membrane
Molecular function (GO): hydrolase activity, acting on ester bonds
Source: RefSeq, a predicted model, not a curated record
AGCUCUACUUUUUAAGCAUUUCGCUCUCUUUAAUCGUUCUCGCGAUAGAUUUUUCUCGGUGAGAUGGAGGCACGCCGCUGGCUCGCGCUUCUUUUGGCACUCGGGUGCCUCUCCGAAGCUCUCGACGCCAGCCCAGGUGACGUCGAUCCGCUCUACAGAACUUGUGUCGAGCAAUGUGAAAAGACAGGAAUCAUCGGAGAAAGCUCCAUCCAGCAUUGCGAGUUUCCAUCCAAUGACAUACCUGUCAACAGUCCAUGGUAUAUGCAAGAACCACUUUACUUGCAGUGGAAGCAAUUGAAUUGCAAGAGUGACUGUCGGUACAAUUGCAUGAUGCAAAGAGAAAAGGAAAGGGAAGAACUUGGUCUCAAGCCUGUUAAAUAUCAUGGGAAAUGGCCAUUCAAACGUGUCUUUGUGUUUCAGGAGCCUCUUUCUGCUGUUCUCUCUGCACUCAAUCUGUUAAUGCAUUUCACUGGCUGGCUAUCUUUUUUCCUCUUAGUAAACUACAAGUUGCCACUUAGGCCUCAGAGUAAGAGGACAUACUAUGAAUAUACUGGUUUAUGGCAUAUUUAUGCAGUCUUAUCAAUGAAUGCCUGGUUCUGGAGUGCUAUAUUCCACACUCGAGAUUUUGACUUGACGGAGAAGUUGGAUUAUUCAUCAGCUGUGUCUUCACUUGGUUUUUCCUUGAUUCUCUGUUUACUAAGGACAUUUAAUGUUAAGGAUGAGGCUUCCAGGGUCAUGCUUGCAGCCCCAAUUUUGGCCUUUGUGACAACACAUAUCUUGUAUCUCAAUUUCUAUCAACUUGACUACGGUUGGAACAUGAAAGUCUGUCUCGCGAUGGGUGUCACUACACUUCUGGUUUGGGCAAUUUGGGCUGGUAUAACUCGUCAUCCUUCACGCGUCAAGUUGUGGGUAAAUGUAAUUGGUAUUGCUCUUGCUAUGCUCUUGGAAAUCUACGAUUUCCCUCCUUACAUGGGAUAUGCUGAUGCCCAUGCUCUGUGGCAUGCUGCCACCAUCCCUCUCACAUAUCUCUGGUGGAGCUUUAUCAAGGAUGACGCAGUAUUUCGGACCUCGGCUCUUGUUAAGAAGACCAAGUAAUUAAUUAGUCUUGGGAGGUUCACCAGGAUGAAGGAGAAGCAGUACCCUUGUUCCAGUGUACUAACAAAUGUAAUCUAAAUUGUAGGGUUUUGGUAUUCCAGACUGCCAGGUUCCAUUGUCCCCAUUAUCCGUAUUUUGUUUUUCUUGUAUGUGAAGUCUGUACUUAUGUUGGCAAGCAACACAUUAUUAUCAUGCUGCUGCUGCUGCUGUUGUUUUUAAGUGAGGUGCAAAUCAGUGUGUUCGCCAUC